Molecule: messenger RNA, 1048 nt
Organism: Pistacia vera
Lineage: Eukaryota; Viridiplantae; Streptophyta; Magnoliopsida; Sapindales; Anacardiaceae
Product: elongation factor P
Exons: 11
Coding region: 1-741 (246 amino acids)
Biological process (GO): peptide biosynthetic process; translational elongation
Cellular component (GO): cytoplasm
Molecular function (GO): translation elongation factor activity
Source: RefSeq, a predicted model, not a curated record
AUGCGAGCUCUCGAAGCGAGUAAGAGACUCUCUCGCGCUCUCUUCACUUUCAAUCCUUCUUAUUGGCGCUCGUUACCGAGCUUGUUACCGUCACCCGACUGUCAUCGGAGCACUGCCGACAGUAAUGGUGGCACGUGUCUACUACGCUCCCCGUGGUCCGUCAGUCAACAUCGUGGCGUCAAAGUCAACGCUUCUCAUGUGAGGCCUGGGAAUGUCAUUGAAAAAACAGGGAAGUUUUACCAGGUCAUAGAAGCACAACAUAAGCAGCGAGGAAGAGGAGGAGCCAUGAUGCAGAUGGAGCUUCGUGAUGUAGAUACUGGAAACAAAAUAAGCUUACGGUUUGGUACAGAGGAGGCUGUUGAAAGGGUAUUUGUUCAGGAAAAGCCUUUCACAUGUUUAUACACUGAAAGUGAUAUUGCAUUUCUAAUCGAUUCUGAGACAUUUGAGCAACUGGAAGUAGCUUUGGACUUGUUUGGAAAGGCUUCAGCAUACCUGAAAGAGGGAAUGAAAGUUUCACUAGAGUUAUUUGAUGGAAGACCUUUGUCUGCAAGGAUGCCAAAACGUGUUACAUGCACCAUUAAAGAAAUUCAUGUUUCUACAAAGGGGCCUACAGUCACACCUCGGUAUCAAAGGGCUGUGCUGGACAAUGGUGUCACUGUACUGGUACCGUCCUACCUUGAAAUUGGUGAAGAAAUUUUUAUCAAUCCCGAGGACGAUUCCUACAUUGGCAGGGCGAAGUAGAACUUGUAAGCGGCUGUGUUUUGAAGGAGAUGUCGUGAAAGUCAUUUGCAUGAAAUGUUUCUGCAUUAUUGGUAAUGACUGACUCGAUAAGCUUAUUAUUGUAAGAUAUUCCAUUAUUACUUUGGACAUUGGGGUCCAAGGAAACAAAUACAAAUUUUUGCAGGAAAGGAUAAAGUUUUACAUUGUUUAUUGUCAUCAAUAAAUGCUGUGCUGUUUAUGGUAGCAUGAGCCAGUUAUUUACCUUACCUUGUAUGUUACAUUUCAGAAAUGUCAUUUUUGAAGAUGCUUACUAAUUUUAUGGUAAAUU